This is a messenger RNA of Staurois parvus, 446 nucleotides long. The record is from the annotation of a GenBank genome assembly. NCBI's taxonomy places the organism in Eukaryota, Metazoa, Chordata, Amphibia, Anura, Ranidae.
UAAUAUUAGUGCAGAACACUGUACCUUUAAUUUAAAUGCCCUUGGAGUCUGCUGGGGAAGAGAAAUAAUACUGUCAGUCAGUAUGACAUGCAGAUGAGUGCCGUCGAUCUUAGAAUCACUGCACACUUCACUCCUUUGGCCAGUCACGGGGCCAAAACCAGUGUUUGGAGCCACAGUGUGGCGGUGGAGCCAGCAGCAAUGGGAGGCCAUACAGCAACCUAUGACAAAAUGGAAACCAGCAGGAGCGUGAGGAGACCUGAAAAUGGCACAUGGCAGAGUGGGAGCAAUGGGAGGCGGUACAGGGACCCAGGUCACACUGUGGGCCCAGCAGCAGCGUGACCAGGCGGUACGGGGGCCCAUGGCCGAUAUGGGGCUUGCAGCAGCGUGACCAGGAGGUACGGGGGCCCAUGGCCGAUAUGGGGCCUGGCGGCACCUAUGGGAGGCCG